AUGCAGGCGGCACAGGAUGACAAAGACCAGUUCCAGCCCGGCCCAGGCGACUCGUCCAAACGGAACGUGGACGCAAUCGCAACAGCAGCAACAGCAAUAACACGGAGACAGCAGCUGGAGCACUGCUCAAACGACGCCCUGGGCCUAGGCUUACUGAUGCGCGUCAAAAGGAAACAUCUUCCGAGUGAGACACCCAGCUUCAAAAGCUCACUGAGCACUUUCAUGCUGGGCUGGAAAAGCCACCCGCAGAUGCGUCCGCGAGUUGCUGCAGUAGCGCAGAGGGAGGAGACCUCAGUAGAAAUCCCCCCUUCUUGUCGUGGCUGCCUUGGCCCGUACAAUGAGGGCUUCGUCCGGCCUACUCUCCUUAACGCGGACACGGCUACGCGCUUCAAGCAGUACGCCACCCUGAGAUCAGGACCACCACCAGCCAUGGCUGUCCUGCCGAAGCCGAUUCCGCCGCUGUAUACAGUCUACAUCCUGCGCUCUACAGUUCGCCAUGCGUCCCUUUACAUCGGAAGCACCCCUCACCCACCCCGCCGACUGAAGCAGCACAAUGGGGAGGCUAAGGGCGGUGCAGCGCGGACGUCGCGCAGUACCUUGCGGCCCUGGGAGAUGGUCGGACUCGUGUCUGGGUUUCCGGGGAUGGUGGCAGCCCUGAAGUUUGAGUGGGCAUUGACGAACCCUCAUCUUUCUCUACACAUCCCCUCAACCUCCCGUAUCUCCGUCGCAACGCAGAAGAAACGGAAUGGACACCCGAAACGGCCACGACACAGUCUGACUUCCAUCUUGUCCAACCUACAUCUGCUACUGCGAGUCCCCAGCUUUGCGAGGUGGCCACUGAGCCUGCACUUCUUCUCCGAGGACGCCCACAAGGCUUGGACAAAAUGGUGUUCGACCGCCAACGAGCCCGUGCGGGAUACCAUCACAGUCUUCACCGAUUUUGAACCUGCACGCGAAACCACCGUAGAGGCAGAGGCAGCGGCAGAGGCCGAGCCAUCAGAAGAGUCUGGCCAUGCUUCGGGCAUCCAUGCCCUACCCCUCGACUACACCCCGCUGAAGGAAUAUGUCACGAAAACAAACUCCAUAUUCACCUUCGAGCGCCAGGGCGACUGCAUAGUCUGUGGCGAAUCCAUGGCCCCAGGUGAAGGUCUCUAUGCGACUUGUAGCAACGUUAGCUGCGAAGGUGUCGGUCACGUCGCUUGCUGGGGCCAGCAUCUCCUAGGCAACGACGGGGAUGAGGUCAUUCCCAUUGCAGGCCAAUGUCCCGAAUGCCACGGUGCCGUCAAAUGGGGCGACAUGAUGAAGGAGACGACUCUGCGCAUGCGAGGUGCAAAGGAAGUUGACAAGCUUCUCAAAAAGCCCAGAAAACGCAAGGCUGCCGCCGUCGAUACGUGA
Messenger RNA from Neoarthrinium moseri, 1395 nucleotides. RefSeq lists its product as uncharacterized. The transcript has 3 exons. The record is from RefSeq and is a predicted model, not a curated record. Gene Ontology annotation, cellular component: Slx1-Slx4 complex. Gene Ontology annotation, biological process: double-strand break repair via homologous recombination. The coding region runs from base 1 to 1395 and encodes 464 amino acids. Gene Ontology annotation, molecular function: crossover junction DNA endonuclease activity; 5'-flap endonuclease activity. Lineage: Eukaryota; Fungi; Ascomycota; Sordariomycetes; Amphisphaeriales; Apiosporaceae.